ACUGGGCAUGCGGCGCGGGCACGUCCACUCUGGAGGGUGGGCAGGAGCCGCGGGAGCGCUGUGUGGCUCGCAGGCUCGAGCGGUUUCUCCCCUGUCGUUGGUAGCGCCCCGUGCGGGAGGCGGUGGUGAGCGGAGCAGCGGCGCGACGGGCACGGGGCGCCGGUGCCUCUGCGGCCGCGCAGGGCCAUGAGGCAGCUGCCAUACUUCUGCCGCGGGGAGGUGGUGAAGGGCUUCGGCAGGGGCUCGAAGGAGCUGGGCAUCCCAACCGCUAACUUUUCUGAGCAAGUAGUUGAAAGCUUUCCAUCUGAUAUCCCUACUGGUAUAUACUAUGGAUGGGCCUGUGUUGGAAAUGGAGAUGUGCAUAAAAUGGUUUUGAGCAUAGGAUGGAAUCCCUUCUAUAAGAAUAUUAAGAAAUCAGUGGAAACACACAUUAUCCACACCUUCAAAGAAGACUUUUAUGGAGAAAUUCUUAGUAUAGUCAUAACUGGAUACAUUCGACCGGAAAAAAACUUUGAUUCCUUAGAUGCACUCAUUUCAGCAAUUCAGGAAGACAUUGAAGAAGCAAAAAGACAGCUAGAUCUACCAGAACAUCUUAAACUCAAAGAAGAUAACUUUUUUCAUCUGCCAGAAGGCAAAAUAGGAAACAAUCGCUGAGAAAAACCAAACAGCCCUUUUUCUUUUUUUUUUUUUAAUUAUUAAAUGUCUUUUUUAUCUUAUUUUUUCCCCUGUCAUGGAGCUUUUGUAUUUGCACUGCACUCGUAGAUACUUUUGUGUCAUAUGUGUGUUAAGUGACUGAGAUCAGAACCAACCAUACAAGACGACUUCAGUUUUCUUUGGUUAAGUCAUCACUAGCGCAGUCAUACAAAAGAGCUAGGAGGCUGUACAACCUGGUUAUAGAUAAACAAUGUACAAGGUAUCCUGAUGUUACCAGGUCUUUGGAGAUCUGAGCACAUUUAGAACAUGACCACAGGUCUUUGGAGAUCUGAGCACAUUUAGAACUUGACCGAAGUUAAUUGUAAUCGUGAGAUGUGGUUAGCUCAUUUAAUGAGGAAUGUCUGUUCUUAACAUAAUCUUCUUAACCCAUUUUCUAUGUCAUUCUUAGAUCUGAGUUUUAGCUUAGAAAAUGUUGGUGUUGAUUGACUCAGAAAAUUCCUGUGGUUAGAUUUGAUUAGAUAGCAAUAGCAAGAUUAAUUCCCUAUAGUUCUUGCUUUUUUAGACGCUACACAGCUGUUAUGGUUGAAGCUGUUACUUUAAUUGAAAUUAUUUAUUUUAAGUUUAUUUGAAAUGGAAGAAAUUGCUGUUGCUCAUUGUGUUGCUAGAAUCUGAACUAUAUUUCUUCACACUUGACUGAACAUAUGAUAACUACAUGAUUGUGUAGUUUAAUUCUGAAGAGGUGUUUCACUUAAUUUCAAAAAAAUGAGUAAAAGUGUGAAAGCUGAUAAACUUUAAGGUUCAGGCAGAAAAGAUGCAGAAACAAUAUAACAAGACUUCUGCUUAUUGCACCUUAAAGGAAAAUAGGUAGUGAGACACAGAUUUGCAUUUUAUGUGCUGCUGGUAUUUUUGAUAGGAAAAUCUUGAGGUUAUUCAAGUUAUACUGCACUGGCAAUAAAAUGUCUGACUUCAAGGUUGCCUUAUUGUAAGGCACACAAAAAUCUCAUCAACACUCUGCACCAAGUGCAGGUAAGAGCCAAGGUUUUGCCAGAUUAAGUAGAUAAAUACACGAAUGAAAACCUUUGGGGAUUUAUUACAUAAUGUAUCAACACUAUAAAGAAUAUUGGUUAUUUUUUAAAACUAGUUGCAGACAGUCCUACUCUGAAAUAUGGGGAUACAAGUGAGAGUUGGACUAGAUGAUCUCUGAAGGCCCUUUACAACCCUAACUAUUCUGUGAUAGAGUAGUGGAAGGAGUAUGGUGAGAGUUGAUGGUAAUUUGAAAAAUAGUACUUUGAAAAAGUACUUCCUUAAAUAUGUCUCAGCUGUGAUUCUCUGUCUGAGCUAUGAUGUUCAAUAUGGAACGCACAAUUUCUGUAGUGAAGUUUGAUGAAUUUCCUCCUUGUCCUAUUCUAAUCCUACUUUUCACUCUAUAAUUUAAAAGAGUUUUAGCAAGGUAGCUGUUUCGGUCUUUGUGGCAGGUGCUGUCAAGAUGAUAGUUUCACUUCAUACUGCUUUAAAUUCUAGCCAGUAUCAUGGGCUAUUUUGAGGAAAGAGGUCUUGAGGAAAUCAAGGGUUCAUGUUUGCUCUUUAGGACUUCAGGAGAAAACUUGAUUUUCCUUAAAUGAAUUGUUCAUCAGUGGUGUUGAUAGAAGAGGCAGAUACAACACAUUUGGGAAAGAGGGACAUGGGACAAUAUAUUUUCUUUUAAAGGAAAAGAGAAAUAAUUUAGUGGGCUUUUUACUAUAUAAUGUGUUGGAAACUGUAUUUUUAAAAAGUCUGUAAAAGAAUAGUCUUGCAAGAUCGAUGAUUGGAAUUUUAAAAAGGAGAGAUAAAAGGAGAAAUUUUCUUUACUAAGAAUUAAUGCAUUCUUCAGAUUGUAGUAACAUUAAAAUCAUAUCUUUUACUACUCCUCGUAGAGAAUAAACAGAAGCCACUCUAGUCAACAGAAAAUGUUGUCAACAUGAGAUUGUUGUUCAUCAUGGUACUGUAGCUAAACUCUCAUAGCUGCCUUUAAAAUUGAAUUUUGCCAGUGAUGUCUUGGGUCUGUUGUGGAAACUAUGGUGCCUUAGCCUGUUCUGAAUAAGACUUUUCUGUAUCUGCUAAUACAUGCCACUAUCAAAAAUUCAACUCUCCAUUUGAUUGUAGAACUGCUGUGCUAUGCAUAAAGAACAGUAACAAAGGGAAAACUUGAAAGACUUAGCUUGCUCUCAAAUCCUAGCUGAGGUAUGAUAUAUGGAUACACUGAACUAAGAAACUGGUCUUUAUGUGUUUGUCUUCAAAGAGAGUGUAUUAGUACAUCCGUUUGGCUGAGUGUACCUGACCAUAUUAUUUAAGAGAAAAUGUUAUAUAUCACUCUUUAAGCUCAAUACAUAAUUUCUGUCACAGUAUAAAAUUUAUUUUUGUCUUAUGUACAAGUAGCUGUAUUUUGGUUGAUGUUGUUGCACUGUACUAUUACUAAAGAAAUUGUAAUUGACAAAGUUA
Messenger RNA from Haemorhous mexicanus (house finch), 3132 nucleotides. It is a transcript of the gene RFK, whose product is annotated as riboflavin kinase. Gene Ontology annotation, cellular component: mitochondrion. Bases 187 to 654 code for a protein of 155 amino acids. Gene Ontology annotation, biological process: FMN biosynthetic process; riboflavin biosynthetic process. The record is from RefSeq and is a predicted model, not a curated record. The transcript has 4 exons. NCBI's taxonomy places the organism in Eukaryota, Metazoa, Chordata, Aves, Passeriformes, Fringillidae. Gene Ontology annotation, molecular function: riboflavin kinase activity.